This is a messenger RNA of Falco peregrinus (peregrine falcon), 3738 nucleotides long. It is a transcript of the gene HEMK1, whose product is annotated as HemK methyltransferase family member 1. Gene Ontology annotation, molecular function: nucleic acid binding; protein methyltransferase activity. Gene Ontology annotation, biological process: protein methylation. Lineage: Eukaryota; Metazoa; Chordata; Aves; Falconiformes; Falconidae. The record is from RefSeq and is a predicted model, not a curated record. The transcript is spliced from 11 exons. The coding region runs from base 282 to 1379 and encodes 365 amino acids. Gene Ontology annotation, cellular component: mitochondrion.
UCAUGCGCUCAGUGAGUGGUGGGAGCGUCUCGGCCGUGCUCCCCACAGCCCUUCCUCGAGUCCCCACCGCAGGCUGCGGGGCGGGAGGCCGCUUCCCCCCGGCCCCGGCCGUGUCUCUAGCUCGGCCGGUGGCGGUAGCCAUGAGACCAGAAGAGCUGCAAACUAGUGCCGUUUUCUUGCUGCCCUGAGGAGGAUCUACUGACUGUGGUCAGCUGGUGCUUCACAACAUUGGCCUGUGAGUCUCAGCACUGACUAAAUUAGCUGAUGGCAACAGGGAACACAUGUUGAAGCCAGGAACUGAUUUUGCCACAAUGCGAUGCCUCAGCCACCCACUGCUCAGGAGGUUGCUGGGUCUUGCACCUCAGUGCGUGCCAGGGAGAUUGAGUCAAAGUCAAGGUCCUAUCCUCAGUCCAAAGCAGUCAUCUCUGAGGCAGAACUGCAGCACAAGACCUGGGUUUGUGACUGCCACUGAUGUGGUGAACUACUGGCAGAAGGUGUUCGAGACAAAUGGGAUCCCUGAAGCACGUGAAUCCAGUGAAUAUAUUGUGUCAUUUGCCCUGGGAGCAAAAACAUUUCAGAGCUUGAAUUCCAAAAGCCUGCAUACUCCACUUACAGCAGUGCAGCAGGAGCAAAUCCAGCAGCUGAGCAACAAGCGACUAGAAAGAAUGCCGGUGCAGUAUGUUCUUGGUGAGUGGGACUUUCAGGACCUGACUCUGAAGAUGAGACCCCCAGUAUUUAUUCCUCGGCCUGAAACAGAGGAUCUUGUCUCUUUAGUUGUGGAGGAAGAAUCUCGGAAAUGUGAGAAGAAUUCAGGUCUCUGCUUCCAAGUUCCUGUCUCUCAUCCUGUGAUCCUAGAGAUUGGCUGUGGCUCUGGGGCAAUUGCUCUGAGUCUGUUGUGCAAACUGCCACAGAGCCAGGUGAUAGCCGUGGAUAAAGAGGAGGCUGCUGUGGAUCUCACUAAGGAGAAUGCACAUAGACUGCAGCUUCAGGAGAGGAUCCACAUCUUCCACCAUGAUGUUUCAUACAGUUCUGCUGAGCAGCUGCUACUCUGGGGCCCCAUAGACUUCAUAGUCAGUAACCCUCCAUAUGUCUUCCAUGAAGACAUGGCUUCCUUGGACACAGAAGUCCUCCGCUAUGAAGAUCUUGAUGCACUGGAUGGGGGAGAUGAUGGGAUGAGAGUCAUCAAAACAAUUUUGGCUCUGGCUUCUUCUCUUCUGAAGGAUUCUGGGAGUGUGUUUCUGGAAGUUGAUCCCAGACACCCAGAUAUGGUGGACAGCUGGCUACAGGCACACCCCAACUUGCUGCUCGUCCUCCGUGCCAUUCACAAGGACUUCUGUGGCAAGCAUAGGUUUCUGCACAUCCAAAAACAAAGCAGAUGACAACUGUACCAGAAAUAACUCUUCUUUCAGUAUGCUUUUUGAUUGUGAGCCCUGCUGAACAGCUUGUUGAAAACUCUGCAUGGCAAAAGGACUCUCCACUUCAUUCCCAAGUGCACUGAAUUCUCCAGGCAGUGGCAGACCCCCUUGUUUCCCCGAUACAGACUUCAUCCAGAAAUGCAGAAGUUCAACAGAGCAUGCAGAAGUGUUUCACGUUCCUCAGGGAACUGUAUGCAACUUUUUAGUGUGCUCUGCUAAAGUGACUCAAUAAUCCCGGGACCCAAUAUGGAAGAGUUCAUAGCUCCAGAUAUUUCAUUAAAAAUACAGCUUGUCAACAUGUUAGAUCAUUGCUUUGACCUAGAAAGAAUUUCACCUCUUUUAUUUGCCUUGAGAUAUGUUUACAUAGAAUGUGACCAGAUUGGGUGAUAAGUCCAAACUCUGGCUUAUAUUGGCUUUGCAGGUGGGACAUGACUAAUCUGCACAUUUCAAAUUCAGUUCUGUUGCAGGAUCCUGAUGCUCUGGAGUAGAUCAGAUCUCCAACAGCAAGGCAGCUUUUGUUUCCCAGUCCUGCUGAGUGACGUAUCAUUGAAGGAUCAGUGCACAUGUUACACCAUCUGAAUCUCCAGCACCUGACACUUGGUGGAUACUCCCAGAAACAAUCAAAACAUUGUAAUAGAGUGCUUCAGAUCGGUGUCCUUACAAGAACUGCCGUGCAAUUACAUUUCCAAACAUGCUAGCAGACCUGAAUACAUCUGGCACCCACAGAUUGCUUCUGAUAGUAAUAGAAAUGCCUGACUUCCACGUAAGGCAUUUAAAUGCAAGACUUUACAAAGAAGGCCAGAAUUGCUACUCCAGUUUUGCAGAUGAAAAACAGGAGGUGAAAUUACUUGUACAAAAUUUGACAACAAGCUAAGUUUGGAGUAGGACCCAGUCUCUUGACAGCUGUGGGAACAGUUGAGGUCUGUUGCUUUGGGAAGGAUGACUCAGAGUAGGGCUGCCUGAAACAACACUGAGAGAAGUCCCUGAAAUGGACAGUCAACAUCACAGCAUGAUAAAUAAUGGCAGGAUUGAAUUUAAGCUGCUGCUUGUUGUUACUGCUGUUGUUGUUCGUUCCCUUCCUGACCAUAGACAGCCAGGGAAGGGAAGGAAAGCAAGCAAAUGAAAGAAUCAGGUCUACCAGUCUGAAUGGAAGCAGUUGCUGGGCCAAUGGAGGUGAGCACUCAGUAGGGGUGGAAGUGUCCAGACAGUGACCUUCGCAGCCCCUGUGCGCCAGGGAGGUGCUGCCAGGUGCUCUCUCCAGGCUGAACUGGCAGUGCAUAGCCAGAAAAGUAGGUAGGAGAUGCAUCAGCAAACUGCAUCUGUUUGGAAGGCUGCAGCAGAUCCAGAGGGCUUUACAUAAGUGCUAAGAGAUCUAGUCCCUUUCUUCUCUACCUCUCCCACACUCACACUCUCCACUCUUUCAUUCGCUCUGUAACUCUUGAACAUUGACCCUGCUUUUGUGUAGAUCCCUGAGUGCUCUCUGGUGUACCAGUGCUCAGGUCCCUGGUUGGAUCCUCUCCCCACCCUCUGGGCUUUUACAGCUGCACUCACAGAUGGGCCUUUCUACCCCAUCGUACCACUCACACUGCAUUUAUCCUCCCCACCGCUCUGCAUGGUCCAGUAGUUUGCUGUGCCCUGUACACUAUCUACUUGAAGCUAUGAGCCUUCUCUGGACUGCAGUACCUGCCCUGAUUAAACACAGUAGAGGAAAUCCAGGGAAGAGAGAAUGAAAAAAGUUGAUUUGAAGUACACUUGAUCCUAGAUUUGGAAAUAAAGUUCCAGCACAGCUGAUUUCUGGCAGGUUUGCCUGCUAGAGCUAUGAGUACAAUUUGCAGUGAAAGAGAUGUUAUUUUGUUUGGUUGUUGGUUGGUUGGUUGUUCAGUUAUUUUUAAAUAGUAGUUUAGGGUCUUUUUUUUAAGUUCAGUUUGUCAGACUGUUUAAAAAUUAAAUUUAGAGAAAUGAGUUCACAGUUCAUCGGGUGUUGGCAGUGUUUAUGUAUGAAAAAGAGCAACAAGUACAGCUUGCUUCUGCAGGGUAUUCUAAAAGCUGGAUAGUUUACUGGCUUAUGAGAGUGUUAAGUGGCAUCAUACUGCGUUCUUCAAGGGGUAGCCUGAUUCCCUGCAGCAGGCUAGAGUUAGAUGGCCGCCUGAGAGUGCGGGUGGCUGGGUUGCAGAAAGCAGUGUGCCUUUUCUUGGAAGCAUCAAUCAAUCACUUGUCUGAGCAGGACACUUUCUCUGUGAACAGAUUCUUGGUCUGAUCCAAUAGGACAAGUGUUAAAUUCCUAUGUUUAUAGCUAAAGCAAUAAUAAAAAUGCUUGCAUUUC